Amblyraja radiata (thorny skate) is the source of this 435-nucleotide messenger RNA. It is a transcript of the gene mrpl33, whose product is annotated as mitochondrial ribosomal protein L33. Gene Ontology annotation, molecular function: structural constituent of ribosome. The record is from RefSeq and is a predicted model, not a curated record. Gene Ontology annotation, biological process: translation. NCBI's taxonomy places the organism in Eukaryota, Metazoa, Chordata, Chondrichthyes, Rajiformes, Rajidae. Gene Ontology annotation, cellular component: mitochondrion; ribosome. Bases 36 to 233 code for a protein of 65 amino acids. The transcript is spliced from 4 exons.
CCCGGAAGUGGCGGCCGGGGCUGGAGGCGGUGGAGAUGCUGCUGACGGCGGCGAAGCUUGCCAAGAGCAAGUCAAAGUCCAUCCUGGUGCAGAUGGUGAGUGCUGCCGGAACCGGGUACUGCUUCAAUGUUAAGAGGAGUCGUCUGCGGGACAAGCUGGUGCUAAGGAAACAUGAUCCCGAAGUGAACAAGCAUGUCCUUUUCUUUGAAAAGAAGAAAAUCAGGUCAAUCUGAUGCAGGACUCUUGGGUUCGAGCAAGGAUUGUUGGCAUCGGAGCAGGAGUUUGGAAUGACCACAAGGUAUACCUUUGGCAAGGCACACAUGGUGAAGGGACAUUGCAGAGGAUGACAAUAAAACAAGAGGAGACUCGCUCUGUGAACACUUUUAUUUACAAGUUGUUAGUUAUCCUUAACAAUGUACCAUAAAGACCUUUGGA